Colletotrichum navitas is the source of this 741-nucleotide messenger RNA. RefSeq lists its product as uncharacterized. The coding region runs from base 214 to 621 and encodes 135 amino acids. NCBI's taxonomy places the organism in Eukaryota, Fungi, Ascomycota, Sordariomycetes, Glomerellales, Glomerellaceae. The transcript has a single exon. The record is from RefSeq and is a predicted model, not a curated record.
UUGGUAACGGAUGGGCCUGGUUCAACGAGCCCCAGUGUCUGUUACUUUUGCUUAAAUACUACUGUGCCAGGUGCUCCCUUUUUUGCGUAUAUAUAUGUACUUUAUUCGUUCCGCUUCGAAGGGGCAAGAAGUCUCCAACCACCUCAUUUUAGGACCAUACGGUAGUUCUCAACAUCAACACCAGGUGCGGAGGGAGACCGAGAACCCGAUGUGAUGCUCCCUGCCUUCUUCCUUCCCUUUUUCGGCGGCAUCCUACUUAUCCCGGCCCAGGCCGAAGAGGCACCAACCCUCAAAAACCUGGGCUCCUUGCCCUCGCUCAGAAUCUCACGCUACGGCCUCCCCGUCAACUUCGCUGCUGUCGGCGGAAAAUGCGACGCCGGCAGUGUACAACGCAACGACCGCUGCAUGCCCGAAGUUAGGGCGUGCUGCUCGAAUGGAGGGAACUGCGACGAGGGAGAAACGUGCACCGCGGGCGACCUAUGUUCCCGUAGCGCGGACGAUGACUCGGACUGCGAUCCAGGCACGGCCGUUUGUGGCUCCAGGUGCAUGCCCUCUGAUGCGGUGUGCUGUGGUGGCGGAAACUACUGCGACGCCGGGCAGAUCUGCGUAGAAGGCGGCUAGUGCCGCGAGGGCGACGACAAAACAAAAGACAACGACGAGACUACGACGCCCAGCAUGCCCCCGGCUACGAGAGCCGAUCUUGGAGACACAUCGGGCGAUCACCGGACCACGACCGCGGCC